AUGGCUUCGCGAGUAGGUGAAUCGACCGUUGCGGCAGCAGGUGCUAGAGAAGAUAAUGCUGUGGCUGUCGAUGAGUCGACCGUUACAGCAGCAGGUGCCGUUGACGGUAAUGCUGCGGACGUUAGCAAUUCCGCAGCAAACGUUAACGAAUCGCGGUUUUACGGGGCUCAAGGCGAUGAAGAUAAUGUUGCGGCUGUCAGCAAUUUCGCAGCAGACACUAGCGAAUCAGGGUUCGAGGGACCUCAAGUCGAUGAGAUGACCGUUACAGCAGCAGGUGCGAGUGAGGAUAACGCUGCGCCUGUCGAUGAAUCGGCAAUUGCGGCAGCAGGUGAUAGGGACGGUAAUGCUUCUGGUAGAGAGUCAGCACCUGAUAAUGACGGUGCCACACUUGCACAAGCCGGUGCCACAGUGUUACAAGACGGUGCUGCAGUGUUACAAGACGAUGCUACAGUGUUACACGACCGUGCUACAGUGUUACACGACCGUGCUACAGUGUUACACGACCGUGCUACAGUGGUACAUGUCCACGUGCUCUCAACCAAGGGAGACGAUCUUCGGACGGAGCCCUUGCAGAAGGAACCGGAGCUGCCGCAGUCAGUUCAGGCAGAAGUGCCCCCUGCCGAACCAGCCCUUGCCGAACCAGCCCUUGCCGAACCAGCCCUUGCCGAACCAGCCCUCGCCGAAACAGCCAUCUCCAAACCAACCCUCGCCGAACCAGCCCUCGCCGAACCUGAACAGGAGGUACGGGUGCAGAGGGAGGGCGCGGGAGGGGAGCAAGAGCUGUCUGCAGGUUCGGCAGCGGAAGGCAGCAUGGAGAUGAGCGGAGGGGAAGCGGGCGCGGAAAGGGAGUGCGUGGGGCUGAGCGCAGGGGAAGCGGGUGCGGAAAGGGAGUGCGUGGGGCUGAGCGCAGGGGAAGCGGGUGCGGAAAGGGAGUGCGUGGGGCUGAGCGCAGGGGAAGCGGGUGCGGAAGGGAAAUGCGUUGGGCUGAGCGCAGGGGAAGCGGGCGUGGAGGAGGGCAGCAUGGGGUUGAGCGGAGGGAAAGCGGAAGCGGAAGGAGACUUAUCCGCCACAGCAGUCACAGCGGGCAAUGUUGAGCUACCCCCGGGUUCAGCCCACCACAGGGCUUUAACUGAAGCAAUAGGUGUGGCGUCCACCAGUCAACACGCAGUGGCCGCACAAGCACGCCGGGCAAUACUGAGUCAGCUUAUAGGGGAGCUGGAGGCGAUCCAGCCAGGCACGACAGGGAAGGAGGCCCAGCCGCAGGAGGAGGAGGGGGCAGCAGGCAAGGCCGAGGGCGGAUUCAACAGGGGAAAUGAGGAGAGCACGUGCGUGGGUGUGACCUCACAGGAUGGUGAGAGCUCUGAUGAUGAUGAAGAUGAAGAUUUGGAGAAGAUGUUCACCUUUUCAGGGCCGGUUGGGGUGGAAAAACAGAGGGCGGAUGGGAGGUUGGCAGGGGAGUGCAAGGAGAUGGAGGUGGGUGCAGAGGUGGGGGGUGUGUGUAAGCAGAGAGUGAGGGGUGCGGGUGGGAGGGCAGUGCCAGGGCACAGGUGGCAGGCGUGGAGUGGUCAGCUGCUUGGGGGAGGAAAGAGGCUGUUUGGAAGGGUGCCGUCUGUGGUGCAGCGGGCACGAGGGGGGGGCGGAGGAGGAGGUGGAGGGGGUUGUGGGGGUGGGGGUGGGGGUGGCAAGGCGUCGUCUCACGUGUGGCCUGACGUGUACGGCUGUGCGGGGCUGAGCGUUGGUGUGGGAGAAGUGAAAGAUUCUGAGAAGUAG
Molecule: messenger RNA, 1770 nt
Organism: Closterium sp. Naga37s-1
Lineage: Eukaryota; Viridiplantae; Streptophyta; Zygnematophyceae; Desmidiales; Closteriaceae
Source: the annotation of a GenBank genome assembly